CUCCCUGUUAACAUUCGUUUGAUCAAUGGAAAAAUUAUAGCUUACGAAGUACCUCUCUCAUCACAUGGAUUGGUAGCGAACAGAAUUGGAACCUUGAUAUGUACCUGGAAUAAUCAAUUACGUGGUACACUAAAAGAGGAUCUCAUUAUGGGUCUGAAUAGUUAUUAUACUUCCGACUAUACCAUUCGACCACGAGGACUUCCUAGACCUCCAUCUGGCUACUUUUCUCCAAAUACGACCAUUCAAAUUUAUCUUGCGAUCAAAAUAUUUCCUACGCAUCAGAAUAGUACAAGGGCAAUGCUCGCACUGCGCUACCUACAUAAUAAUCAAAAUAAUACAGUGCCGGACAUUAUAAAAUCUUUUGGCACGGCGCCUCUCCAUAAAAUUACAAAAGAAUUUCUUACGAAUGGUGUGGGU
This is a messenger RNA of Funneliformis mosseae, 417 nucleotides long. The record is from the annotation of a GenBank genome assembly. Lineage: Eukaryota; Fungi; Glomeromycota; Glomeromycetes; Glomerales; Glomeraceae.